Messenger RNA from Spinacia oleracea (spinach), 2578 nucleotides. RefSeq lists its product as uncharacterized. The coding region runs from base 486 to 1127 and encodes 213 amino acids. The record is from RefSeq and is a predicted model, not a curated record. The transcript has 3 exons. NCBI's taxonomy places the organism in Eukaryota, Viridiplantae, Streptophyta, Magnoliopsida, Caryophyllales, Amaranthaceae.
UCAUGUGCAAAGCAAGCAUGGAACUAUGACUGGUGUGGGUUGGUGUUGGAGAAGCUUCUGGACAGUGGCUGCAAAUUUGGUAAGAAGUUCUAUGCUGAUGGAUAUGCGAAAAGAUAUGGAGGAUGCAGUAUUUUCCUAGCAAGACCCAGUGGCAUGGGGAAAUUGGCCGAGAUUAAAAGUGUGGACAAAGGAGGAGAUUUUGGAAGCUGGGGAGGAAGAUGAGGCUCUAAAGGGAGAUUUCGGCAAUGUAGGGAUGUAGCCUAUGGUGAAAAGCAUCCUCGGGAGUCUAGGGAUACGGAUGGCCUAACUUCAUUUGCUGAGGAGGUUAAUUUAUUUUCCUUCAUAUAUGACACAUAUAUAGGUUGGAAGUGUAGUAGGUUGGUUGGUAUGACUUUGUUUGUAUGUGCAGGGGUUAGGACCAUGUAUCCAAUCCCAACAGUCACAACUCACAGGAACAGGAAUGUAGUUAUGUCGGUUACAGUAGAAUGAAGGGGAUAUCAGAAAUGAAUCAUGUGCUGUGCAAAUUGGAAAAGUCUAAAAGAGAAGGAAGAAAAGAAAGGCUCCAAGCUUGUGUGUCUAACAAAUUAGCUCAGACUACCGAGGUUCCCGUUGUUUCCAUGGUUGUGAAACCAGGUGGAAAUUCGAAGGAGGAUGAUGCAUCAGAGGAGGUGUCAGUGUCACAGCUUCAGAAAGGUCCUGCUGCAUCAUUGAUUAAUGAUGGUGGGCAGAAAGCAUGCUGUGCAAAAAUAUUGUUCGAUGCUGAUGAGAGGCCUGUUGAGGGGGAAAAGAAAAAUGAGAAAGAUGGGAAUAGAAAUGGUAGAAACACACCAUUGGCUAAUAAAAUUCCAUUUCAAGAUCCAAAUGAAGUGACAGAUGAUGCAGCAUCACAUGAUUUAGAUGGGAGUACAGAGCAUACUAUCAAGAAAGCUCCUGCGUAUUUAGCUUCAUUGGGGAAUGGUUCACUUGAUAAUCCUGUGAUUACCGAUGAUGAAAAGACAGUUGUAAAGGAAAAUUGCAAAUUUGACCCUUUUGAAGUGUUUGGUCCUGUACUUGACUGUAGGAUAAAAAAGCUUGAGUGUGUUGUUUCAAGGAUCCGAACAAUUAAGUUAAGUUCCAAAGCAAGCUAAAGGUAGGAUUUUCCAAGUGUUUUGGUGUUAAGCUUUUGGGAAUCAACUUCUGCAAGGCAAUUAACCAGUGACCAAAGGAAGGAAGGUAAGUGUUAAGUGUGGUGAGGUUCUUCAUGAAUUCUUGUUUAUUUCUGUGGGUUCUCUUAUGACACAAUCAACCAGGCGUGAAAAAACGGGUUCGUUUCAGUUUAUUUUUAAUUGCAUUAGUAUAAAGUUCAUGGGACUUGAAUGGUGGUGGUGAACGCCAAGAUCACAAAUUCACGACUAACAAGAAAUUGAUUAAAAGAAAUUGAUACCAUAUCAUGAAAACUGUAUAAAAAGAAUUACCACAUACUCCAUCUUCUCUUAAAGAAUGUUGCUUCCAAUCUUCCAUGUAUUACGAGUCUGAAAAUUGCUAGAUCUUCUUAUUAUUUCAGAACAGUAAUAGAUCAAUGAUGUUUGAGUUUAAACGUUAAAUGCUGUUUCUGAACCGGAAUCAACAGUAGCAGAAAUCUUCUUCUAAGUACUGAUGUCAUUCUUAAUUCUUAGUUUUCCAGUUUUAUGCAAUUGAAGUGGAGUACUCCGUAAUGGAGGUAUUCAUUACAUAGUCACAAACUUACAUGAAAUCUGAUCUCACCUGCUGUCCGUUACAUUAUUGUUGUAGUAUGUAAGCAACAUCUGCAUCAGUGUAUUUAUGCACUAAAUUAAUGUUUUCAAUAACCUACAAAGACUACAGCCUAUGCAAAACAAAACUUCAAAGUGGUACAAUUGAAUUGCUUGUUCUAACUAGCACAUUUACUACAACUUCCAAUCUUAGCUAGCCUGCCAAAAAUCAAAGUGGUACAAUUAAUUACUCCCAAAUACAAUGCCUUUAUAUUCUAACAGCACUUGUUGGCAGAGACACUAGAGGUAGGGGUGGCAAUGGAUCGAGUGAGACUCAAUCCGCAUCCAUUCAAUUUGGCCAUGUCCUUCCAAUAAUGCACUAGACUGGGAACCUACGUACGAUAGGUCACAUGUUCAGAUUCCUCUGCCCCUAUUUAUUACCACUUAUGCUCCUAAAAGUUCUUUACAUUUGUUUCUAAAGUUCUUUACACUCUACUUUUUUUUGAGUUGUCUUUACACUCUACUUUAUUCCAUUUUUACUCUCAUUUGGCCCACUAUAAUUUACCAAGUUACAAUACUUUAAUAUUAAUUUUCAUCCACUCACCAUCACUUGUUCACCCAAAUCCCUUAAUUAUUGUGCAAAUAGUAAGCUUAAAGAUCAUUUAGGAACGGAGGUUUGUAUUACCAAUGUGGUUCAUUUGCACACAAACAAAAAUAAUCUGGACAUGUCUUUACUCAAAUUUAAAUUAGUCGAAAUCUAUUAGGAUCUAAAGUACUGUAUUGGGGUAUUAUUUAAACAAAAAGACUAUAAUGGUCCAAACUUGUUGAUGAUGCAUUUUUGUUCAUAAAAACACUUUUAUGUAGUUUUG